Hypanus sabinus (Atlantic stingray) is the source of this 716-nucleotide messenger RNA. It is a transcript of the gene anapc10, whose product is annotated as anaphase promoting complex subunit 10. Bases 20 to 577 code for a protein of 185 amino acids. NCBI's taxonomy places the organism in Eukaryota, Metazoa, Chordata, Chondrichthyes, Myliobatiformes, Dasyatidae. The record is from RefSeq and is a predicted model, not a curated record. Gene Ontology annotation, biological process: protein K11-linked ubiquitination; anaphase-promoting complex-dependent catabolic process. The transcript is spliced from 4 exons. Gene Ontology annotation, cellular component: anaphase-promoting complex.
UCAACAGUAGUUAGGAAGAAUGACCACUCCAAGUAAGACACCCCCUGGAGAUGACCCAAAGCAGCUGGAACGAACUGGUACAGUGCGAGAGAUUGGUUCACAGGCUGUCUGGUCCUUGUCUUCGUGUAAACCAGGAUUUGGUGUGGAUCAGUUACGUGAUGAUAACCUGGAAACAUACUGGCAGUCAGAUGGAUCUCAGCCUCAUCUUGUAAACAUUCAAUUCAGACGAAAAACAACUGUGAAAACCUUGUGUAUUUAUGCUGACUACAAAUCUGAUGAAAGCUAUACACCAAGCAAGGUCUCCGUCAGAGUGGGAAACAACUUUCAUGAUCUUAAAGAAAUGCGGCAAUUGGAACUAGUGGAGCCCAGCGGCUGGAUUCAUGUUCCACUCACUGAUAUCAACAAGAAGCCAAUCCGUACGUUUAUGAUACAGAUUGCUGUACUAGCCAAUCAUCAGAAUGGAAGAGACACACACAUGAGGCAGAUUAAAGUCUACACGCCAGUGGAAGAAAGUUCAAUUGGUAAAUUUCCUAGAUGUACCACUAUAGACUUCAUGAUGUAUCGCUGCAUCAGAUGAUUGAACAUUAAAUCAAAUGUUUUGUGUACAUUCUUUGAUGAUUACAUCAGUAGUCACUUUUUCUUAAUCAGCAAUGGUCUUUUUUUAUCAUGAAAAUGUUCUAUAUUGAAUGGAUGCAAAAUAAAAAUAAUUUAUCAAA